Molecule: messenger RNA, 6323 nt
Organism: Aedes albopictus (Asian tiger mosquito)
Lineage: Eukaryota; Metazoa; Arthropoda; Insecta; Diptera; Culicidae
Gene: rdx
Product: protein roadkill
Exons: 7
Coding region: 2347-3564 (405 amino acids)
Biological process (GO): regulation of proteolysis; proteasome-mediated ubiquitin-dependent protein catabolic process
Cellular component (GO): cytoplasm; nucleus
Molecular function (GO): ubiquitin protein ligase binding
Source: RefSeq, a predicted model, not a curated record
GUGGGUCCAGUUCCCCUACGGUCCCAGUCGCCAAUAGUUGCGUGUACGGUGAAGAAGUGUAUCGUGCGCUCCAAUGCUGCUACACCGCUUGGAAUAAACCCGAUUUCACACACAUCCCCCGCUUCGCCCCCGGCGCAUUUUACAGCACCCCAACAACGCUUGCUCGAUUGCUCUAGUUUUUUGUUUUGCGCUUGUUCGGUUUGCCCAAUAUUGGUCGGAGGAAAGCCUUUUCCUUCUGUUGCUGCCCGCCGCCGGUGCAUUUGCGAAUAUCUGCUUGCGCGGAGAGUAGAAAGGGUGUGCACAACUCGGUUGCAGUUCUUCGCUGUGCUCGUCAACUGUCGUCGUCGUCGUCGAAUCGGCUGCUGAAAUUGAAACUCCGAUCCCGGCCUUUCAAGGGCAAUCGAGAACACAAAAUACGCAGCAGCAGCUAUCUAUGACUUUGUUUGCGGGUGAGAAUACGGGAAUCCGUAGGUGGAUGUGUUACACGCAUUGUUCGCUUACAAUAUACGUUGAAAACAUCAAUCGGAUCAAAGUGCUUUCUAACCUUGACUUCGACAGCGUUACGAGAGUCUUUGCGUUGACCUUACGGUGUUCAAACUGAGAGCAUCACGGUGUUCACUAGGGGUGUCCAAGACAGUGUUGAUUCGUUGUUCAAUUUGUUAAACUCUGUGAAGCACGUGCGCGUGUGGUUGCAAACCGUUCACGAUUCGGGGUUCGUGAGUAUUGUGCCAAACAAACUCGCAAAGCGUGUUCAGAAGGUAUCGAUAUCAACGACAAACAAAACAGUGUAAAGACCACGACUACGACAACGACGACGUCGACAGCCCAAUGACAUAUCUUGAAUGUCAAGUGAUCACCAUCAACAACGAGUGGACCAGUUCAGCUGUAUUGUUGUGAGCGCGGUCGAGAAGAGGGAGCACGAGAAGUGUGCGAGAGUCAGCGAAGAGUAUAGGAAGAAUUAAUUACGGAAGAACCUUGGGAACCACUCAGGCAAUCAAAUCAAGAGUAGGUCUGCCUGUGUAGAGGCGCGUGCGAGAGGGUGUGCGAGUGGAUUGUGCGUUAGAUGUGUUGGUGAACCAAUACCGAUACUUACUUGAGCACCUCGACGUGUGUUGCCGUGGCAUGCUGUCCGAGAUAAAGGCAGAUGUACUUGAAAUGCUAACGAAAACAUUGUUAUGAUACACUGCGCUGCUGUUGGGGAAAAACUAGUUGCCGCCGUUGCAGUCAUGAGCUAUGCUACCGUAUCGUGCCAGAAACAUCAGCCUCAAUGAUAAGCCCUUCGGAUAAGUCCUCGCUCUCGGUGUGUAGUGUCUGUGCUGCGCGCUGAUGUAUUAUGCCCUUGCCGAGUGUGUUAGUUUGUUGUAGCAAUGACCAGUAAUCACUCCAUUUGAUGUUGUUGUUUUUUCGAAACGGUCGUUACGUGCGGAAGAUUACGACAAGUAAACACCGGAGCGGAGAAGAGAUAUUCCAACUGAUAAAGAAACCUUGAAGUGGUGGGUGGGUUCCGACGAUUCGAUACCGUUUUGCUUUUUGGCAAGUGCACAAGAACGCACUCCUAGUAGUGGCUCGGUUACAUACUUGUGUGUGCGAAUGUGUGCAUGGAAAAUUACCCAGUCUGUGCUAAAUUGAAUCGAUUUCUAUCAUACUUUGCUGACCAAAGUCGCCGUAAAUAGAUUAGAAAGGAGUGCUAUCUGUAUAUGAUCUGCCUGUGCGCGCAGCUAUCGUUCGAAGAAAAAAAAAAGGUCCAAAAGAGAAAGGAGAGAAGAUUGGAAAAUCGUUUCUGUGAAAGUGAAGUCAUAGAGCUAGGCAGUGAAACGAAGCGAAGAAAGAGUAAGAUAUAGAAGAGAGCCUAUUCAAAAUAGAUGGAAGUGAAAUUUAAUUGCAAAAAAGUUGUAAAAGAUUAAAACCAGCAGCGAAAAUUUUGCAGACGGCGAGCAAUUUCCUGGGAAAGAAGAAAAUACCUUGCGGCGCUGAGCUGAUAAGCUGAAGUCACGUCCAUGACUACCCGGUGGUGUCGUGCCAAGUUUGCCAAACAAAGUCUGACAAAAAAUUAAAACAAGGACAAUUUGUUGCACGUCGCAGACUUCCAGCGUAACCGAAAACAGAAGCAGAAAAAGUACGCAACAGCCUUGCAGUGGAGCAGCUGUCUGUAUAACUUCAGAAAGUAAAAAAAAAAAAACAGCACCAACUUGUUUUCCGUUGUAGCCGCCGUCGCAGUUGUCUCCGUCGCCGUCGAUUCCUUUGGCUGAAUUUCCACUUUUUCUUCGCUUUCGGAACCGGGUUUCAACAAAACUAGCCACCGUGGAUACCAUAUCGUUGCCCCUCGGUGGAUUAUCACAUGUUAGGAUGGCUCUAGCGAGAUUGCCGGUAGUGAGUGACUGUCCGGCAGGGCAGACGGCAAGGGUCACCUCCAACCUGCACUCUUCCAGCAGCACAAUGGCAGUCAGCCGAGUGCCAUCACCCCCUCUGCCAGAGGUCAACACACCGGUUGCAGAAAAUUGGUGUUAUACUCAGGUCAAAGUCGUAAAAUUCAGCUACAUGUGGACGAUCAACAAUUUCAGCUUCUGCCGGGAAGAGAUGGGCGAAGUGCUGAAAUCCUCCACCUUCUCCGCCGGUGCUAACGACAAACUCAAAUGGUGUUUGCGCGUGAAUCCCAAAGGCCUCGACGAGGAAAGCAAAGACUACCUCUCGCUCUACCUGCUGCUGGUGUCCUGCAACAAAUCCGAAGUCCGGGCCAAGUUCAAAUUCUCGAUCCUGAACGCCAAACGGGAGGAAACCAAAGCGAUGGAAUCCCAGCGGGCGUACCGGUUCGUCCAGGGCAAGGACUGGGGCUUCAAAAAGUUCAUCCGGCGGGACUUCCUGCUGGACGAAGCCAACGGUCUCCUGCCCGAAGACAAACUCACGAUAUUCUGCGAGGUCAGUGUGGUCGCGGACAGCGUCAACAUUUCCGGACAGAGUAAUAUCAUCCAAUUCAAAGUGCCAGAAUGCAAACUUUCGGAGGACCUGGGCCUGCUGUUCGACAGUGAAAAGUUCAGCGACGUCACACUGGCGGUCGGGGGCCGGGAGUUCCAAGUUCACAAAGCAAUCCUAGCUGCCCGCAGUCCCGUGUUUGCGGCCAUGUUCGAGCACGAGAUGGAGGAACGCAAGCAGAAUCGCGUGGCCAUCACCGACGUCGACCACGAAGUAUUAAAGGAGAUGCUCCGGUUUAUCUACACCGGCAAGGCGCCCAACCUGGACAAGAUGGCGGACGACCUGCUGGCCGCGGCGGACAAGUACGCCCUCGAGAAGCUGAAAGUGAUGUGUGAAGAAGCGCUCUGUGUUAACCUGUCGGUCGAGACGGCCGCCGAAACGCUGAUCCUGGCCGACCUGCACAGUGCCGACCAGCUGAAGGCGCAAACGAUAGACUUCAUCAACACCAGUCAUGCGACAGAUGUGAUGGAAACCGUGGGCUGGAAGAACAUGGUGACGACGCACCCUCACCUGAUAAACGAAGCAUUUCGCGCCCUAGCCACGCAGCAGAUACCACCGAUCGGUCCGCCCCGCAAGCGGGUGAAGAUGAGCUGAAAUAAAAUGUUGACAUCCGUACAGUCCGUGAUGUCAACGACGCCGUCACCAGCUAGUAUCACUCAACAACAACUACAACAACAACAACAAUCAUCGUCAUCAGCAUCACUACCAUCAUCGCCACCAUCAUCCGCAUCAUCAUCGUGUUUGUUAUCAUCACUAUCAACCCACAACAACAACAACAACAAUAGCAACCACCCAUCCACCGCUGCUGUCAGUUUGUUCCAAUUGACGUCAUCCCCACCACCAUCGGUUGUUCCGUCGCCGGCAAGUUCACCGGCCAUGGCACCGAUCACCACCCAACUGCUCCAGAAGCCGCUGCCAUCGCGGAAGCCGUCAGCCAGCUCGUCGUCAUCGCUGCUCAUCAACCACCUGACCAAUCCGAGCAGCAGCAGCAACAAUCCCGUCAGCUCUCGAGCAGCACCCCCAUCUGCCGGCGGUCUCCUAAAACAGCAACUGGCUGUCAGUGCUACCAAUAGCAAAAUGGCGACGGCCAGUCUCAUCAAAGCAGGCUGUAAAAAGUCCGUAUCAUCAGCGAACAACAUGAACGUGAACGUGAGCGACAUCGCCGCUGGCUUGGCCAAUGCCGUUGCCGCAGCUGUGGCCGAUGCCGUCACCGUGGCCACAAUCGGAAGAAAUUUGAAUCUUAACAACUAUUCGCAGCUGCGCCAGCAGCUUGAAAUGCAGAGCAGCAACACCUCCACGACAACGUCGUCGUCCACGUGUUCGUCACCAUCAACCGAGUCGGAUGCAACAUUGCGCGGCGAAGCAGGCGGCGACGGUGUCGUCGUCAAUAUCAACUGUCAUCACAAGUCGCUGAAGCAGUUUCUCAUUCAAUCCAGCGUCAGUAACAAUCACCAACAACUGCAGCGCCGUGUUGCCAGUUCUGCUGCUGCUGCUUCUGCUAUCGACGGCAUCAGUUCCAGCGUUCGACAAAGUGGUGACAUCUGUUUGCAAUAGGAGCAACUCGAGGCAGCAUGGGACCCGACGACGGAUGGAUGGGGAACCAGAGUAUGGAACGGUCAACAAAAAAUCGAGCAGUUGUUUGCUUUAAUUCUAUAGAAAAUCUAGUUUCUUGAUAGUCUCUCGUUAGUAGGAUUCUCUUAGUAGUAGUGAUGCGAUACUGCAAAAUCGAUAAUUAAUCAUACAAAAAAGAUCAGAAAACGAAACAUCGGAAAACACUGAAAUCGCUCAGCGCGCGCAGAGUAUAUAGGAAGGAUAUUUGUGUGAGUGUGAGGAUGUAAUCACCCGCAGAGCAGCAGGGACACCGACACUGAAAUCGUUUCCGGAUGAGUAUAAUUGCUAGGUUAUGUUUCCUUUUUGACAGAUUGAACCGUAAAAUUAAAAAGAUUUAAAAAAAUACAAAACAGAAAUGUCCCCUUGGUAAAUUGAUCAUAUUAGAGAGAGCACAGCACAGUAGGCCAGCAGGUUUUCUCCCCGCGCCGCCGCGAGUUUUCUUCUCAAAUGUCAAAGUAACGCUUUUCUCGAAAAAGCCCUGCGCUCCAGGCCGGCUUUGAUUGAUUGUAGCGCCGCGCACCAAGCUAGGAAAGACAAAGACAGGGCAACGAUGACGAAGACUGAAGGUCCCCCGUCUGUAAAGCAGCUGGGCUGGCAGCACGGGCAAAGAGGGAAGUGAAAUCAUUUUAAUUCAAAUAAAUUAAAUUAAUUUAUACAAUGUGAUAUUUUUGUCUAUAUAUGUUAGCUAAUAUAAUAUGUAAUUAAUUAAUGAAAUAAAAGAAAACUAAGAAGAAAACCGAGACACACGAGACAGACGUGAGAGAGAAUGCCGAAGAGAAACAAAAGAACAUUGUCGAAAGCGCGCAGAGAAAGCUCCAGAACUUCUAAGUUGAUUCAUUCUUUUCUCGCUUGAAUCGUGCAAUGACUAUAUUGCAAAAGAGCCCUACUUAGCACAGCGAAAAAAAAACAUAUUGGAACUACAAAAAAAAUCUUGAAAAAUCUAUGUGAAAAAAUUAAUCGUUUGUUUUAGCUUCUACACCGAAAUGAAAAAAAAAUGCUUUAAAAUUGUUCAUGUUCGAAAAUUUUCCUUAUUUUCUUUGAGGUGAUUAUUUUAAAAUUAAAUCUUUUAUAUUUUUCUCACAAUUUCCCACUGACCCCCACUGCUCCUAUCCAUACCUGUGUAAAAAGAUUAGUUUUAGUAAUUUCCCCCUCUUUAUAUUUAGUAGCAAAUUUCGUAAUUUUAUGCGAUUUGCAAUCGUUUACUAUUAUAUUUUCCUUUUUCCCCCUUUCCACAAUUAGGUGUUCAAAUUUUCAAAUAAUUCAGCUUCACAUAAAAAAACGAAAAGAAAAACAAAAUACAAAAAAUAAGCUAUUGUUAGUUAUAAACAUUUGUUUUAGUCGCUACUUUUUAACAAACAAACAAACAAACAACAACAACUUGAUAGGUAAAAAAACAAAACAAGAAACACUACAACAACAAGAGAAUGAGAGAUAAGAGAGAAAAGAAAAAAAAACACAGAAAUAGAGGAACGAAGAGCAAACAAGUGAAUCACACAUAGACACACUGAAUUUAUUUAAGGCAGACAGCGGAAAAUUUAAAUUGUGAAAUUAAACAAAAGCAGAAAGAAAAACAAGAAUUAUUGAGACAAACUAAAAAAACAAACAAGAAAAGUAAGAAUUGAUGAUAUAAAGGCUAAAAAUGAUAAACAAAAAUAAAUUUAGUAGCUUCAUAUGUGAUUAUAACUCUAUGAAUAACUAUUUCAAAAAGUACCGUAACAAUAAAAAGAAAGUUGAAAACCCUA